Molecule: messenger RNA, 9224 nt
Organism: Lonchura striata (white-rumped munia)
Lineage: Eukaryota; Metazoa; Chordata; Aves; Passeriformes; Estrildidae
Gene: UNC5C
Product: unc-5 netrin receptor C
Biological process (GO): axon guidance; netrin-activated signaling pathway
Cellular component (GO): membrane
Molecular function (GO): netrin receptor activity; protein binding
Source: RefSeq, a predicted model, not a curated record
GCCCGGAGGUGGGACGGGGCCGGCACCGGCAGCACAGGAAAGCUCCGCGGCUCCGCGACACUGCCCCGCUGCCCCGGCCAUGGGGAAGGGGCUGGAGGGGACAGCAGCCCGCUGCGGGCUGGGACUGGGAUACCUGCUGCAGACGGUGGUGCUCCCCGCCCUGGCCGUCCUGGGGGCCAGCCGCCCCGGCUCCGCGGCGCAAGAUGAUGACUUUUUCCAUGAGCUUCCAGAAACUUUUCCAUCUGAUCCUCCAGAGCCAUUGCCCCACUUCCUCAUUGAACCCGAAGAGGCUUACAUUGUGAAGAACAAGCCUGUGAAUCUGUACUGCAAAGCAAGCCCAGCCACACAAAUCUAUUUUAAGUGCAACAGCGAGUGGGUUCAUCAGAAGGACCAUGUGGUGGACGAGAGAGUAGAUGAAACCUCUGGUCUGAUUGUCCGGGAGGUCAGCAUCGAGAUUUCCCGGCAGCAAGUGGAGGAGCUCUUUGGGCCAGAGGAUUACUGGUGCCAGUGCGUUGCCUGGAGCUCCGCAGGCACCACCAAGAGCCGCAAAGCCUACGUCCGCAUUGCAUAUCUCCGGAAAACUUUCGAGCAGGAACCCUUAGGGAAAGAAGUGUCCCUGGAGCAAGAGGUCCUGCUCCAAUGCCGUCCCCCUGAAGGCAUCCCAGUAGCUGAGGUGGAGUGGCUGAAGAAUGAAGAGGUGAUUGACCCCGUGGAAGACCGAAACUUUUACAUCACCAUUGAUCACAACCUGAUCAUCAAGCAAGCCCGGCUUUCUGACACCGCCAAUUACACCUGUGUUGCAAAAAACAUUGUGGCCAAAAGGAAAAGCACCACAGCGACUGUCAUAGUCUAUGUGAACGGAGGCUGGUCCACCUGGACAGAGUGGUCCGUGUGUAACAGCCGCUGUGGGAGAGGCUUCCAGAAGCGCACCAGGACCUGCACCAACCCUGCCCCACUCAACGGCGGCGCCUUCUGCGAGGGCCAGAGCGUCCAGAAAAUAGCUUGCACCACUCUGUGUCCAGUGGAUGGCAAGUGGACACCCUGGAGCAAGUGGUCCACCUGUGGCACGGAGUGCACCCACUGGCGCCGCAGAGAGUGCACGGCCCCAGCUCCCAAGAACGGGGGGAAGGACUGUGAGGGGCUGGUGCUGCAGUCCAAGAACUGCACGGAUGGGCUCUGCAUGCAGGGUUUCAUUUAUCCUAUUUCAACUGAACAGAGAACCCAGAAUGAAUAUGGAUUUUCUUCUGCUCCUGAUUCAGAUGAUGUUGCGCUCUACGUGGGGAUCGUCAUCGCCGUGAUCGUGUGCCUGGCCAUUUCUGUGGUCGUGGCCCUGUUUGUCUACCGCAAGAACCACCGGGACUUUGAGUCAGAUAUUAUUGACUCCUCAGCACUGAACGGGGGAUUUCAGCCUGUCAACAUCAAGGCUGCAAGGCAAGACCUCCUGGCAGUGCCACCAGACCUCACUUCUGCUGCAGCCAUGUACAGGGGUCCUGUGUACGCCUUGCAUGAUGUCUCUGAUAAAAUCCCAAUGACCAACUCUCCAAUUCUGGACCCCCUCCCCAACUUGAAGAUCAAGGUUUAUAACACCCCCGGUGCAGUCACUCCCCAGGAUGACCUCUCUGACUUCUCCUCCAAGCUGUCCCCACAGAUGACACAGUCUCUGCUGGAAAAUGAGACCCUGAACAUGAAGAACCAGAGUCUUGCCCGGCAAACUGACCCAUCAUGCACCGCCUUUGGGACAUUCAACUCCUUAGGAGGCCACCUAGUAAUUCCCAAUUCAGGAGUAAGUUUGCUGAUCCCAGCGGGAGCUGUUCCACAAGGGAGAGUCUAUGAAAUGUAUCUGACAGUUCACAGGAAGGAGAACAUGAGGCCACCUGUGGAAGACAGCCAAACCCUGCUGACACCCGUGGUGAGCUGUGGCCCACCAGGAGCCCUGCUAACCCGGCCCGUCAUUUUAACCAUGCACCACUGCGCAGAGCCAAACACAGAGGACUGGCAGAUCCAGCUGAAGCACCAGGCUGCCCAGGGACCAUGGGAGGAUGUGGUGGUGGUUGGAGAGGAAAACUUCACCACCCCGUGCUAUAUCCAGCUGGACCCAGAGGCCUGCCAUAUCCUGACAGAAACCCUCAGCACCUAUGCCUUGGUGGGACAGUCAAUCAGCAAGGCAGCAGCCAAACGUCUCAAACUGGCCAUCUUUGGACCCCUGUCCUGCUCUUCCUUGGAGUACAGCAUCCGGGUCUACUGCCUCGAUGACACGCAGGAUGCUCUUAAGGAGGUCCUCCAGCUUGAGCAGCAGAUGGGUGGGCAGCUUUUGGAAGAGCCUAAAACUUUGCAUUUCAAGGGAAGCACCCACAACCUUCGUCUGUCCAUUCAUGACCUCGCCCAUUCUCUCUGGAAGAGCAAGCUGCUGGCUAAAUACCAGGAGAUUCCCUUUUACCACAUCUGGAGUGGCUGUCAGAGGAACCUGCACUGCACCUUCACACUGGAAAGGUUCAGUCUGAGUACCCAGGAGCUGGUGUGCAAACUGUGUGUGCGGCAGGUUGAAGGAGAAGGACAGAUCUUCCAGCUUAACUGCUCUGUCUCAGAGGAACCUACUGGCGUUAAUUAUCCUCCCAUGGACUCAGCAGGCACCAUCACCACCAUCGUGGGGCCCAGCGCUUUCAGCAUCCCCCACCCGAUAAGGCAGAAGCUGUGCAGCAGCCUGGAUGCGCCCCAGACCAGAGGCCACGACUGGCGCAUGCUGGCCCACAAGCUGAAACUGGACAGGUACUUAAAUUAUUUUGCUACGAAAUCAAGUCCCACUGGGGUGAUCCUGGAUCUCUGGGAAGCCCAGAAUUUCCCUGAUGGCAACCUGAGCAUGCUGGCAGCAGUUCUUGAAGAAAUGGGAAGACAUGAAACGGUUGUUUCUUUGGCAGCAGAAGGAAAUUACUAAUGCAGCCUUGGCAUGACCAGGAAGGACAGACACAGGGAGCGGUAAUGCCCUGUUAUUGCAAACGAGAAUUGAAAUGAAAACCCAGACCAAUGAGUUACACAAGAGACGUUUCAGAGAAGAAAGCAAGAAAACAAACAAAAAAACCAGCCCUGACCUUCACACGUGCUCUCCUUGUACAUUAUCACAGGAUCAGAAAGAGAUCAUGCAAAGUUGUACCUUGAAAAUAUAAAUCAACGUAAUGUUCCUCUCGGCUUGGCUGUACACUGCUUGGUACAGGUUUUUACAGUUUCCUAGGAAACGCUUUUUAUUGCUAUCCAGAUAUAUGGAUAAACUUUCUUAACAAUCCCAAUUUCUAUGGAUGUUGUUUACAUCAAAUUCUGGACAGGGGUAAGGAAACUGUCCAUGGCUCUUUAUAUUUUUUGUUUAAAGCCAUUGUAGACAAGACUAUGGACAGUUGGUUGUGGCUAUUUCAGCUUAUUGGUUUCUGGUGAAUUCAGAAUUUGGCUACAAUUCUGCACAUUAGUUGUCUCACAAUGAUCCUCCUGUCAUUGUUCUGUUUCCUAGACCUACUUGUAAAAAAAAAAAACAAACCAAGAAAAUCAGGGUGUGCAUCUGGAAAGCAGGUACUCUGGCUGAUUAGCAGGAACACACAAAAUGUUCCCUUUCUUCCCCAAGACAGUCCCACUGAGCCUGUGUGGAGAACAGCUCUAAGACUGUGGGGAAUGAAGGAUCUGAAUUAAUUUUCAAUUCACACCCUUUCCACCCCUUUGCUAUAUGAGGGGCCAGAUAUGCAAUUCAGAGUGGUUAGAGAGGAGGGGGAGAAACCCAGAAAAAAAUAAAAAAAAGAAGUUGCUAUGAUAGUUAUUUACUGAUUAGUAUUUAGUGCAAGGAUUAUAAUGACUAUUAUUAUUGCCAUAUUACUUUAUUUCUAAUAUUGUCAGCAGCAAAAUGAAUAAUUUCUGGUUUUAUGGAACCUUUUGUCCCCUUCCUGAAGGUCUUUUAAGACAUGUCCCUCUCUAUGCUGUCUGUCCUUCCAUUUGUCAUCGUACUUCUCCUCCAAAGUCCUCUGCUGGCCUUCUGAGGCUGCUCACAUUGUAUUAGCAUUGCUGUGCUCCAUGCCCAGUGCUAAGGCAGCGUAAUUUGGUAAUCUGCUGGUCUUCACCCACCAAGUGUCUGACCCUGGCACCACCACCCUAGUGCAUCCAGGUUGCUCCAAGGAGCAGUCCUGUCCUGAGGUGGCUGUGAACCAGAGAUGGUGCAACCAUGUGGAGGCAGUGACAUCCUCCACCUGAUUUAUGCAUUCAAGGUGGGCCUCCAUAAAUUUUGCUUUGUUUUGUAGCAUUCUAAGGGCCAGCAGUUCCCAAUAGAGCUGCAGGUCUCACUGAAACCCACCAGCUCCAGCUGUGCCAGGCUGCUGACAGCCCAGCCCCUCUGCUGGUCUGGGGUCACUUCUGUGUGAGAUGCACUUGGCAGAUCUCCAUGGAUAUUCCAGGCACUGCUGCAACCAGGGAAGCCUGUGUUCUGUGGGCCAGUGCAGGGCAGUGGAGUGGUGAAGCUGAAAUCCUGUGUGCUGCAGUUUGCUGCCUUUGCUGCUCCUGCCACCACCACUGCCUGGGCAAGGCGGUGCAGUCCUUGAUGACUGGCCAGGGAACACUUGUCCCUCUACAACCCUCACAAAACAAGUGAGGUGGGAACUUUGCAAAAGGAGUAAACCAAAAAUGGUUGUCACUGCAAAUGUAUUUUGUUUGGGCUUUGACAGCACAUAAGAUUGCAAUACUUUUACUACCUGACUGAGCUGUCAUUUAUGUCUGGCACAGAAAGGCUUUUCUGUCCCAACCUGUCCACUCCAGGUUUUCAGCCAGGCCCUGGUUAUUGCUGUUGUGCACACAUGCAUGCCCCUGCCCACAUAUGCAUUACCAUUCCAAAUGCUUCCCGAGACUGCUUGUUCUCUUUUGUGGUUUUAGUUUUGCUUUCCCCAGGGCUUUCCAGAUUGCACCUUUGAAGGUAACUGAAAAUGUCAUCAGUCAAAAUGAAAAGAAAAUUUAAUCUGACCUCUUUUUCCAUUUGACAUUUCCAUAGCUUUGUAACUUUUUGCUUAUAAUUCCCUGACCAGUGAGUUAGGUUUUGAUUGACCACCAGACAGCCAGCACAAAAAGUUCACUUCCUUGUAAGAGGUAACCAGGCAGUUUGCAAACCAGCAUUUCAGUCAAAACUGGAGACCAGAGGGCAUGCACUGUAAUUUUCAACAUCUGUGUGCAUUUUGCUUGUGUAAGCCCCACCUGCUCUUAAUGUGGAGAUGCCAUGGGCAUCCUCUCAAUGAACAACAAUCUUUUUCACCUGGGGCAUCUGGUGCAGCCUACUGCAAUGCUAAUUGAAAUUUUGCUUUCAACUUCUGAAAAGUUGGACUGGGACUUUCAGCUCUGCCCUUUCCCCACACCUUUUACUUACCUCAGAGUGCUAAAAUGGCUCUUAAAGGUAGGUCUCAGAUUUUCUCCUUCCCAUGCCAUCUUUAGUUGCAAUCAGUUGUGUUUUAAUUUGUGCUUCUUCACCUUUCCCAUGUGUCCCUCCUUGACUUCUCUCCCAAGGCAAGUACAGGAGCUGAACUGUCCUUAAACCCUUUGGCCUUUUCAGCUCAGUCUGUGUUGGUUGAUCCCCAGGCUAAGUGUAGCUCCCCAGCUCUCAGUUUUUUCUGGGUGGGCAGCAUGUGCACCCUUCUCACCAGGAUCAGGGCCACAGAGUCUCCUAUUGAUCUGUGUGCUAUGAGUUGAUGCUCCUUUGGCUGUCUGACCUGCGUUCUGAUGCCUUCUGCAAGAGAAACUACUUGCAGAUGAACAGCUUUUUCACAGUGUUUUGGGGCAUUUUCCUUUCACAACAUCACAGUAAAGAGGAUUUAUUGUGAGGAAAAAUGCACACUCUGAUUAAGAGGAGCAUCCACAGAGGUGGCUGAAGGUCAAGAAUGUAACCCUUCAUCACUGAACAUGACUUGGGCAGCAGCAUGACUGCCACUGGGGGAUGAAGCUGCUGUUCUUCCACCCUGACUGCUCAGAAACCACCCGCAAUCCCCUGCUGCAAUCACGGGCUGGGUGAUUUUCCCAGCACGAGCUCCACAGGCCUUUGCAGGCUCCCAGCACAGCCCUCGGGCUGCCCCAGCCCUGACAGGGCAGGGAGAACCAGGGGAAGGCUCCUCCUCAGAGCCACAGCUCAUCCCAGCAGCUCUGCACCCAUUCUUUGCCACUGCUGCUAACAGCAGCUCCCACCUCACCUCACACUUCCCUGCAUUAAUUUUGCUCUGUUUUUCCUUUCUUUCUGGCGGAGUGGCAGUGGCAGGGCACUGUGCCACUGGCUGGUGGCAUUCACAGCACCAUCCCCAUCCUCUGCCCCAAGGAGAGCAGGCAGGGAGAAAGGGCAGCCAGCUGGGUUGAGGAUAUUAUUUUUUGGUGGGAGAAACCCCAGCAGCAGUUCCUGUGCCUGGAUUGCAUGGACACAGUGCCAUCUCGUGGGGCUGAGCCCCAGCUCCACCACGUCGCUGCCGCCACAGCAGCGUCGCACGGGGAAAAGCUUCCCGUGGGGUGGCUCUGACAAAGGAGUUUGGCAGGCAGAGCUGACUCUUAAAAGUUGUAAGAUUUUAUGUCAGGUGAGCAUAUCUGCUUUAAGAGAAAAAAAACAAUCAAACGAAAAAAAGGCUGCAGGCUUCUCAUCCUCCAGUUAUUACUAUUUUUUUAAAUGCUCUUCCUUUUAGUUGUUCACCUUUGGCUCUGUACUGGAGCAGUUUUGCUGCUCUUCACACCAUCUCUUCAUUACAUGUUGAUUGCUAGUGCUAUAAAUAGUAUAUAUACUAUAUAAAUAUAUAUAAAAUAUCUACUGACUUCAAGGAAAACCUUUAAGUUCCCAGUAAGAAACAUUUAUCAGAGGCAAUCCUUUUCACCUUUUAUUUUUUCUUCAGUUCUUCUUGUGUUGUGUCCUUGUAAAGGUAACUGUCAGUGUAUAGGGUAAGUCUGGGGUUUGGUUGGGGCUUUUUUUUUUCAAAAUUUAUGAUCACAACUGCUCCACUGUGUCUUGCUAAACAGUACAAAACCUAAGUGCUGUUUCAGUGGAUCUUGAAAAUUUUGCAGCAGUGAAGGUGUCUCCAGUCAAGAUUUGCUUUAUUGGGAGACCAAGACUUUUUUCUGUCUUGCUGGCAGAAAUGCAGACACUCAUGAGACAUGUUGGAGUCUGCAAUACCCACAGAGCCAAACAUGUCUAUUCCUUGGGUUUCCUGCUAUUUCAGUUGCUUACAUAUAGAAUAAAUGUAUUUACAUGCUGUAAGCCUGUCAUUGUGGACAGUGUCCUAAUGUCUUGUAUUGCUACCUACAAUACUUUCUUUUCAGUUCUCCUUUUCCUCUUCUUUUGGGGGCAGGGGUUGUGGGGAAGGGAGGGGUGGGUGGGCCCUUAGACCCUUGUAUGCUCUACCAAGUAGUUACCACAGCUCUGAGGUUAAUUUUAAACACAAUUUUGUUGAGGUUGGCUUGGGUUUUUUAAUCUUGUUUCCAGGGCACUUUGUAAACAAAUCUUACUGAGUGUUCAGAAGUCUUUUCAGGACUCAGAGGAUCUCUGACUCUCACCUGGCCAUGAAGUAACUCAGUUGUUGCAGGCUGGCUUGGUCAGUAUCAGGUGGUGCAAAGGCACGAGUGGUCUGUGAAUGGAAACCAAACCUUUGGCCCUUCUCCCACAAGGACUCUAAUGAGUUACUGACUUUGGGGUCACCACUGCAAUCCAUUCCUAGCUUGUGUGUGAAUCCUUGAGUCCAUAAAUGAGCUGCACUGCAGAUUUUUAAAUGCUAAAACACAUAUCUCAGACAUCCUUUGAAGAGGAACAGAUAGGCAAAGUAAGUGUGUGUGUGUAGAUAGAGACAACAAGGAGGAAACAAAUGACAAUACCUACUGGAGACUUUUAACUCUCAUGUUGGGUAUGGGCAUCCUCUUAUUUUACCAACUUUUUAAUGGGAAAGUAAAGGUCAAAAUUCAAUGCUGUACCAUCACUGCAAGGUCAAAUAAGUAGUAGUCAAAAGCCAACAGAGUAAUAACUGGCAUGUAACUAGAACUGGACUUGAACUAAAGCCACAAGUUUGGUAGGUCAGGCUCCUUGAAGAGGAGCACUUAGUUUCUUUACUUAUUUGUCCUUUAAACUUGAUCCCUGCUCCCUGAAAUCUGAAAAUCCCUCAUCUGAAAGUCCUUUUAUAAACUGUCUGUACAAAAAAAGCAACAUUAAUCCAGAGUUCCCACAAACUUCUAUCCCAAAUAGGUGUUUCAUGUUUUCUAUGGUGCUGGUUAAAUGUAUUUAUUAGUGGUUCAGUCUCCUUGACUGCUGACAAAGAGAUUAAUCGCUAUGUGUGCUGCGUCCUGGGCCUACCCUCUGCUCCCAAAGCAUCCCAUGUCAUGGCAGGUGAUAGCUUCAGGAUGCCUGUAAGUGGGAUGUCAUCAGGAGGGUCCUCCCACAGCAGUGAUAGGACAAGAGGCCUGAGAGGAGAAAACUUUGCAUGGGUCCCACAGCUUCUUUUGCUGCUGCCAGCUGGCUGACUACCCCUUGCCAGUAAAUUUGGGGGCUAGCACAAUUCAAAUAAAAAGCAAAAUCGGUCUGGAAAGUAAACAAAAUUAGGAAGGAGAAGCAAAACACUCUUCUCCCUGCAGAUUUUUCAAGGUACCUUGCAAAAACACCCGAGCCGAGAGCCAAUAAUCCAGGGUGUGUGACACAGCUGAGACAAAGUAGUUGUGUCAUCACUGUUUUCACACAUCUGUGUGGUAGACUUUUUUGCUAACAUAUGUUCUGUUAUUGUUGAAGAGAAAAAAAAAAAAAACAAAAACCAAUAAAAGAUGGUAUCUUCAGUACCUUUUCAAAGUAAAGGAGGGCCCGUAGAAAAAGAAACAAAACAUCUGUAUGACCCAGGUGUAUCACAUAUUUCCCUUCUGUUCCCAUGUCACUGGGGUUAAUGGGAUUUGUUUUCUUUGCUAUUCAGAUCUGGAGAACUCUUUUGGUUUGAUUUCCCUAUUGCUGUAUCUUCUAUGCAAUUCCUUUUCUAAAGACUGACUUACUACAGGAGAAGUGCUAGCCAUUGCAUUAUUUGUAUUGCUGUACAGUGGAGGUGUGGUUUACUAGUUCUGAGUGUGCCUCUUACCCCCCUCCCUUUUUUCUCCUUCCCUCUGUUUGUAAAUGCCUGCAUUUAUUCUGUCAGCCUGACAUGUACAAAGUGUAAGAAAGAAUUUUUAAACAGGUAAUAAAUUAUAUUUAUAAGCAACUGAAAAAAAAAAAUACGCAA